Molecule: messenger RNA, 1023 nt
Organism: Rodentolepis nana
Lineage: Eukaryota; Metazoa; Platyhelminthes; Cestoda; Cyclophyllidea; Hymenolepididae
Source: the annotation of a GenBank genome assembly
AUGAGGGACCGAACAGUCUUACUUCUGUUUAGUGUUGGUGCUUUGAUCUAUGUGAACAUUUAUCAUCACAGUGUAGUAGAAUGGCGAAUGAAAUCAUUGUCUAAGCUGGAAUUGGAUUAUAAUCACAUAUUCGACCUCAAUUUAAUUCCCUGGCCCAACCUAACCAGACCCAAUGUUUCCACGAUGGACGAAGUGCGAGAAUUGGGUCCUUUUGAUAUAAAAACUAGUGCCGGUCAACAGCGAAGUCUGGAAAUUCUUAUAGAAGAAUUCAAAAAGGCUAUGACAGAUGCACAUCUGGAAGGUCAUUGGUUUCUACACGCUGGAGCUCUCUUGGGCUCUAUUCAACACCAUGAUUUCAUUCCUUGGGAUGAUGAUGCCAACUUCAAGUUACAUAUCAAACAUCGACCAGCGGUUCAAGCUAUUCUGAAGAAACUUGCUCCGAAAUUUCACACUUACACAAUGAGACUGCGCGAUAAACUUUUCUUCGCACCGUUCAACUCAUCAAUAACUCUCACUUCAAACUCAAUUGGCAGCCACUAUGAUGCUGAACUACCAUGGGGGUGGCCAUUUAUCGAUAUUUCAUACUUUGAGGAAUUCAAACCGAACAUGUGCCAAGAUUAUAGAGACCACAGUAAAAGGUAUCUUCUUAGCGAUAUAUUCCCUUUGACGUAUCGUCCACUUGGCAAACAGUGGUUUCCAGUACCGCGACGGCCAGUUAAUUUCCUCAAAUCCUACUACAACACCAAGGGGCAAGUUUGCGAAUCUCACAUUCGGUCGCACUUCACAGGAAGCGUGACGGGGGCAGUGAUUGAGGAUUGCAGAAAAUUGAUGGACCAAUAUCCCUUUGUGCACCGGUGUCUCGUUUCAAGUAAUGAAUUUAUUGAGCAGCACUCGGGACUAUGUGAUGAGUAUCUAUUGAAUGGACGUGGUCAUGUCAUUCAUAAAAUUCGUCUUCCACUUGACGCUGAUGAAUGUGCAUCUUCAUUUUACACAAUCAGACAUGAAUCUUUUAAAUGUCCGUGA